Messenger RNA from Psylliodes chrysocephalus, 6558 nucleotides. The record is from the annotation of a GenBank genome assembly. NCBI's taxonomy places the organism in Eukaryota, Metazoa, Arthropoda, Insecta, Coleoptera, Chrysomelidae.
AUGGAAUUUAUGGAUAACUGGAUAGUGAGACAUUUCUUUUUGUUUAUAGCACUCCUUAUAGUAUUAAAAUGCCAAGAAGCUUCAAGUUAUGGUCCAUCACAUCAGCCUGAAGCGUAUUUUAAUGGAUCUUCCUAUUUAAGACUGCAAACAAUAAUUUCGUUGAAACGACAGACUGGUUUAAGCUUUAGGACUUGCUAUGGGGGAUAUUUGUUUUCCCAACAGCUAAACGACGAUCUGAUAGAACUGUCAGUAAACUCGGACGAGAUAGAAUUCAUAGCCAAAACUGGCGGCAAAAGAUACGACCACAAAAUCAACGGACACUUCUUGGACAACAGAUGGCAUACAGUGUUUCUUCAGUACCUAUCCGGUAACUUGACCAUCGAAGUGGAUGGCCACUCGCAACUCAUAGCCAAUUCUAGCUACAGAAACGAUCUGUUGGUCAGUCCUGGUUUAUACAACGAAGGAGCGGCUGUACUGCUUAUCGGGAAACAGUUCAACGGUUGCCUUUUAGAGGGCCCCACCGUUAUUUUUGACUCUGCGCUCAUCAAAUCCAACCAUAAUGUUAUGUUUAAACCUUGUCCUAUACCGUAUGACAGUUGCAUACCAAAAGGGUUCGAUUGGUGCGAAACCGAACCCUGCAUGCGACAUGGUACCUGUCUGAGUAGAUCAGACACGUACACUUGCGUGUGCAAUCCUAGAUAUUCCGGAAAAAAUUGCGAGAUCGAUUUGGGCAAUCCUUGCGAAAAACUACCGCCGAUUUGCAAAAAUAACGCUAUAAAUUGUACGACAGAUCCGUCUGGAGAUUACGUGUGUACUUGCAGUCCGGGAUUUACAGGGAAGAGGUGCGAAACCAAGCUGAAAUCGCAUCCGCUGUGCAAGAAUAAGACUUGUCUCAAUGGAGGUAUUUGCGACGUCAAUCCCGACACCGAGGAAACGUUAUGCAGAUGCAAACCCGGUUUUUCCGGGGAAAAUUGCGAAAACAACCUCGACGAAUGCGAAUCUAGUCCGUGUUUUAAUGGCGGAAUCUGCAUCGACGGAUACAACAACUUCACGUGCGAAUGCAGUUACACAGGCUACGAAGGAAGAUUGUGCGAUAAAGAUGUGAACGAAUGUGAAGUCGGUCCUUGCUACAAUGGCACCUGUUUCAAUACGUACGGAUCGUAUUUGUGCCAAUGCACGCCGGGGUUUGGAGGCAAAAACUGCGCUAGUCCGAUCGACGAAUGUCUGUCCAAACCGUGUUUCAACAACGGCGUGUGCAUCAGUUUGGCCGGCAAAUACGAAUGUCGAUGCAUCAACGGCUACGUGGGCGAUAAUUGUGAGAUAGAGCCCAAGGGUCAAACGCAUCCGUGCGAACAAAACUCUUGUCCCGUAUACGCAGAAUGUAGAGAAGUCGGCGGUAGUCCCGUUUGCGUUUGCAAACCGGAAAACCCCGGGGAAUACCCGGAUUGCACUACCUCCGUGUGUUCGAGGAAUCCGUGCUUGAACGGCGGGAUUUGUACGCCGUAUAAAGGAAAUUUUAACUGUAGUUGUCCCAGUGGUUUCACGGGUAAAAUUUGUCAAACCAACAACGACGAAUGCGCUUCGAGUCCUUGUCAAAAUGGUGGAACGUGUUACGAUAAGAUCAACGGAUUUCUAUGCAACUGCACCGACAACUGGAUGGGCGUCACGUGCGAAAAGCCAUACGACAUUUGCGAGCUGAAUCCGUGCAAAAACAACGCCACGUGCAUUUCGUCCCCCAAUAAGCGAGAGUUUAAUUGCCGAUGUCCGCUCGGAUUUGACGGAGAAACUUGCGAAAACAAUAUAGACGAUUGUAUUGGAAAUAAGUGUCCUCCAAAUCAAAUAUGUAUCGAUCUAGUACACGAUUACGAAUGCAGAUGUCCGCCCGGUCUCGGUGGAGAAGAUUGCAGUCAAGAUAUAGACCCAUGCGCUAAAAAACCUUGUUUUAACGGCACGUGCGUCGUUGAUAAGAGCACCCAUCAAUUUAGCUGUAACUGUAAUCCCGGAUACACGGGAACGUUAUGCAAAGACGAUAUAGACGAAUGCAAGGCUUCCGAUAACAAGAUUUGCAAUCACGGCAUUUGCGUCAAUUUCGAAGGUAGUUUCCAAUGUUAUUGCAAGCCCGGUUAUACCGGAGAAAGAUGUAACUUGGACUUCGACGAAUGUCUGUCUAUGCCUUGUAAAAACAACGCCACAUGUAUUAAUCUGGUCAAUAAUUAUGAAUGCCACUGUCCGCCUGGUUACACUGGAAAAGACUGUUCAGUAAACAUAGACGAAUGCGAACCCCAGCCCUGCAUGCACGGCGCGACGUGCAUAGACGGCAUAAACGAAUUCACUUGCGUCUGUCCCCAAGGCUUAUCGGGCAAAAGAUGCGAAGUGAACAUUGACGAUUGCGAAUCAUCGCCGUGUCUGCAUGGCGCUAAAUGCAUCGAUGGAUUGAAUAGUUACGCCUGUAACUGUUCAGACACGGGUUACGAAGGUGAACAUUGCGAAAUUAAUAUCGACGAUUGUCAGGGGGAUCCUUGUUUGAACGGCGCCCCUUGCCUCGACGAGGUUAAAGAUUAUUUGUGCAAGUGUUACAAUGGAUAUAAAGGUAAAAACUGCGAAGUAGACAUCAACGAAUGCGAAAGCAAUCCUUGCCAGUACAACGGAACGUGCAUCGAACGAUCGAACAUCACCCUAUACAGUCCCACCAACAAUUUCAAUCUACCGGAAAUAUUUUCGAAACCGUUCAACUACUCGGAGGCGGCCGGUUACGAAUGUUUGUGCGUUCUGGGAGUCACCGGACGAAAUUGCGAAACCAACAUCAACGAGUGCGAAAGUAAUCCUUGUCUGUACGGCGCAUGCGUCGAUAAAAUCGGAGGUUAUAUUUGCGAAUGCGAAGACGGAUAUGAAGGCAUCCAUUGCGAACAAGACAUCAACGAAUGCGAGAAGUACAAGCCUUGCGUGAAUGGCACCUGUAUCGAUAGGAUAGCUAACUAUUUCUGUCAGUGUAAUAGCGGAUAUGGAGGAAAAAACUGUUCAGUUGAACUUACAGGUUGCAUCGAUAAUCCAUGUCUAAACGACGGUCAAUGUCGUCCGUAUUUAGUCAACGAAACCGAACACAAAUUCAACUGCACUUGUCCCAACGGCUUCCACGGUCAGACCUGCGAACAAAUUACUACGAUGUCGUUCAGUGGAAUAUCCCAAGUGACAGUCAACACCACCAGAGACGAAGGUUACGAUAUACAAUUCCGAUUCAAAACCACUUUGGGCGACGGAUUGUUGGCUUUGGGAAAAGGACUGACGUAUUACAUACUGGAACUGUCGAAAGGGAGAUUGAAUCUCCAUUCCAGCCUGUUAAAUAAAUGGGAAGGAGUGUUUAUAGGUUCAAGUUUGAACGACAGUACUUGGCAGAAAGUUUUCGUCGCUAUAAACUCUUCUCAUUUGGUACUGUCGGCUAACGAAGAACAAACUAUCUAUCCUAUAAGCUACAAUGAGAACAAUAACGUUUCUAGCACUAGUUUUCCUGUUACUUACAUCGGGGGUAUACCGAAUAACUUGAGGAAAUUGACGCACGGGCAGCCAUUUUUGGUUGGAUGUACUGAAGACGUGCUGAUCAACGGACAGUGGGUGUUACCGCAAAUUAGAAAUGCUUCUUGGUUGAGUUUUUUGCACGUCGAAGAGAAAUGCAUCAGAGAGCCGCAAUGCAAACCGAAUCCGUGUCAUUCUGGAGGGCAUUGUACAGAUAGGUGGAGAGACUUCAGUUGUACUUGUGAACGCCCGUAUCUAGGCCACACAUGUCAAUAUAACUAUACCGCGGCUACUUUUGGCUACGAAAACAUAACAGAUUCUUUAGUGACGGUCGACGUAGCCGAUUACGCCAGAAGAGCCGUCAGAUCCAUAGUGGACAUCAGCAUGUUCGUAAGAACCAGACAAUCGAAGGGACAAAUUUUCUAUUUGGGUUCGGGCGCACUAAAUAAUCCAAACGAUGAGACUUAUGUCGCUGCUCAACUCGAAAGCGGCGAAUUAUUAGUUAGAAUCCAAUUCGAAGGAAACCUAGAAAGUUACACUGUCGGCGGAGUCAAACUUGAUAACGGAUUCAACCAUCUAAUUAAAGUAAUCCGUAACGUAACUCUUGUCCAAGUCAAAUUGAAUAAUACAGAGUACUUCCGCAAAACCAUAUCGGCUUCUGGGGCUUUAGAUGUUAGAGUUCUCUAUUUGGGAGGUCAACCUAACUCCAGGUCGAUACGUCAAACUAACGAAAAUGCACCUGUUCCCAAGGUGGAAACGUCGCCGACUGCCCCUGCUGCCAUUAUAUCUGCCCACAGUAAUGUCCACUUCAAAGGAAUCAUACAAGAUGUCCAGAUAAGCAACGGUUCUUCGGUGAUGAUCGUCGAAUUCUAUCCAUUACAAGCGUCCGAUUUGGAAACUCCUAUACCGUUUGGGAAUGUGACCUUCGAUAAGGCGACCGUUUUGAAAGGGGUCCAUUCGGAUGAUCUCUGCAGGCUGAAUCCGUGCCAUAUUGGAAAUUGUUCCAAUACUUGGAACGACUACAAGUGCAUAUGUCCGAUAGGUUUCAAAGGAAAAGACUGCACCGAACUCGAAUUCUGCGAACUAAAAGGCUGUCCAGCCAACUCGUACUGCAAAAACUUAGAAGACGGUUACGAAUGCAUCUCGAACAGCACUUUCAACGGCUUACAGCGACCUCUACAGUACAGUUUAACCUCGGAUGCGACGCUCGACAAUUUCUUGUUCGAUACGUUGGAAUUGCAGUACCGCACUAGAUCGUGGGGCACGAUAAUUUUCGCUAAAUACAAAGAAAGCUAUUUCGCCGUGUUUAUUUACCACAACGAAGUCGUGGUCGAGUGGAACUUCAACGGGAUGCCCGAAAUAAAGAGGUUCCGCAAGGAUCGGUUCGAGGGCCAGUGGAUUUCAUUGUUGUUCUUAUUUAAAAAUCAGAAAUUGAAAGGUGGAUUUAAGGAGCACGUAAUGGACGAAUCGGCCGAUUUCGAAGUGAAAGGUUUCGAUAUUUAUGCUUUUACGGACGUGUUCAAAUUGGGACAAGUAUACGUGGGUGGUAGCGAUAAUAAGACGUUUGAUUAUCAAACUGUUAUUGACAAUACCGAUUAUAAUAUGACUGGGUACAUUCCUGUAAGCGAUACAACUACAGCCGAGUCAUUGAUUAGUAAUUCUCUAGAAAGUGAAUUUUCUGAAGAUGUCUUGCUGUAUAAGGUGGACCAAGAUAAGAAGAGUGAUAAUUUUAAGGGUUGUUUGGGCGAACUGAGAAUCGGUGGCGUGCUAUUCCCUUACUUCCAAACAGCGGAAAUAUACCCGAACAAAACCAACCUCAAGAAACUCUUCGAACUGACCUCGGACUCGAACGUUGACCACGGCUGCAUCCUGUGCUACUCCGCCGACUGUCUGAACAAAGGAGUAUGCGUCAACAGUACGGAAACGUACAAAUGUCACUGUCAACCCGGCUACACAGGCGACGAUUGUUCGAUCGACAUAAACGAAUGCGAAAACAAUCAGUGCCAAAACAACGCCACGUGCGUCGAUCUGAUCAACGAAUACAAAUGCGAAUGUUUGUCCGGUUACGAGGGAGAUUAUUGCGAGACCGACAUCGACGAAUGUUUGAGCAAUCCUUGUCGACACGGUGGGACUUGUAACGAUUUGAUCGGGACGUUCAAAUGCGACUGCGCAGAGGGAUUCGUCGGUAGGCAGUGCGAAGCGCCGUUGUUGAUUACUUGCGAGAACCGGCCGUGUAGGGAGGGCGCCACUUGUAAGACGGGUCCGAAUGAGGUUACUGGACACAACUAUACUUGCUUCUGUACGGAAGGCAUGGAAGGCGAUCUGUGCGACACAGCGUUCUGUUCCAAAAAACAUUGCGAGCACGGUUUCUGUAACAUCAGCGGCGAGGUGCCGUUCUGCGACUGCCAACGAGGAUUCGAAGGAAAAUUCUGCGAGAUCGACGUCAACGAAUGCAUCCUACCGAACGGCGGCGGACCUUGUCAAAAUGACGGAAUCUGCAUGGACGAAAUCAACAGAUACACCUGCAAUUGCGAAGGAACAGGUUACACGGGACUCCUUUGCGAAAUCGACAUCAACGAAUGCGAAGACGGCCGCGAAAUGUGCGGCAGCGCGGGAAAAUGCGAAAAUAUGCCCGGUUCGUAUCGAUGCAUAUGCGAUUCGAUCAAAGGAAAGUGCGGGCACCAAUGCGAUUUAGACGAUCCUUGCGAAAAGGAACAUCCCUGCGUCCACGGGGUUUGUCAUUCCAAAUGUACUGAUAAACCGGAUUAUUCCUGCGAUUGCGAACUGAAUUUCACCGGGAAAAAUUGUACCGAUUUAAAGAUAGCAGCUAGCCGAGCCGACGGUGGCAUCAACAUCCUAUACAUAAUAAUUCCCAUACUCCUCGUCCUAGUUAUAGCUCUAGCUGUCGGUCUGGCAGUGCUGCUGAACGUCGCUCGAAGUAAACGAGCCACCAGGGGCACGUACAGCCCUAGCGCGCAGGAAUUCUCCAAUCCCAGGGUCGAAUUGGACCAUGUACUUAAACCGCCGCCCGAAGAACGACUCAUCUAA